AUGACGGCAAGAUCUCCUAAAAAAGACUCGGAGAUAGGUGUGAAGGAGUUGGGAAAAAGAAUGGGAGAAAUGAUGGAGGAAUUUAGGGCAGUGAGAGAAGAGCUAAGGGAGGGUUUCAAGGAGCAGGGUAGGAAGAUGAGAGAAGAGAUAGAGGACCUGAGAAGGGAGUUUAGGGAGCGAGAGAAGAGAUGGAAAGAGGAGAGGGAAGAGACAAAUAAGCAGAAGGAGAAAAUGGAAGAAAGAAUAAGGAGAUUGGAGGAAAAAAUGGAAGAGAGGAAGGAGGAGAAGAAGGAGGAGGAAAGAAACGGUAGAGGGGAGGUGGGGGAGAAAAUGAGAGAACUGGAGAGAAGGCUGGAAAGGAAAGAAAAGGAGGAGAGAAGAAGAAACAUUGUAAUAAGAGGGCUGGAAGUAAAAGAAGGAGGGAGGAGAGAGAAUGCAGAAAAGUUAUUAGAAGGAAUAGGAGCGAAUGUAAAGGCAAUAGAGGUGAAGAGAAUAGGAGCUGGGUUGGAAAAUAAAGAUAAGGAUUUUUGGGAAGGGCUGAAGAAAGAAGAUGUGUUAGUCAUGUUAGAGACCUGGAUAGGAGAAAAGGGCUGGGAAAGAAUAAGGGGGAGACUUCCAAAAGGGUACGAGUGGGGGGUGCAAAUGGCGAAGAAAAAGAAUAAAAAAGGAAGAGCAAUAGGAGGGAUGAUAAUGGGAAUAAGGAAAGGAUUAAAAGAAAAGGGAACGGCAAUAGAAGUAGAUAGGGAGAGUUGGAUUGCGGGAAAGGUCAGAACAGGUGGCGAGAACUGGAGUAUUAUAGGGGUGUAUGCAAAGAAAGAGGGGAUGGAGGAGAACGUACAGGAGUUAGGAGAUAGAAUGGAGAAGAAAGAAGAAGGAAGGUAUACGAUAAUUGGGGGAGAUUUUAAUGCGAGGACUGGUCAAGAAGGUGGGAGGAUAGAGGAAGAGGAGGGAGGAGGACUGGGAGAAGGAAGAAGGUCGAAGGACAAGAAGGUGGACAGAGAGGGGAGACUGUUGGUAAAUAGCUUAGAGGAGAGAGGUUGGGAGAUAUUCAAUAAAAAUGUGAGAGGAGACGAGGAGGGGGAGUUUACUUUCACGGGGGGAAGAGGAGAUACGGUGAUCGACUACAUAAUAGGGGAAGGAGAAGUAAGAGAGAAGAUAGUGAGCAUGGUAGUGGGGGAGAGAGUAGACUCGGACCAUCACCCAUUGGAAAUAGUAGUAAGAAGGGGGAAAGAGGAGGAAAGCAGGAGAAGAGGGUGGAAGAAAAGAAGCAGGGGGGUGUGGAACGAGGAAGGAGCAAAGAGGUUUAUAGAAAAAAUAGGAGAGGUGGAAGAAAAGGAAGAAGAGUUGAAUAAGGAAUGGGAAGAAAUGGAAACAAGAAUAACAGAGGCAAUAAAAGGGGUAGAGGAGGAGCUGGGAAAUAAGAAAGGGAAGGUGGGAUGA
Molecule: messenger RNA, 1440 nt
Organism: Temnothorax curvispinosus
Lineage: Eukaryota; Metazoa; Arthropoda; Insecta; Hymenoptera; Formicidae
Product: golgin subfamily A member 6-like protein 22
Exons: 2
Coding region: 1-1440 (479 amino acids)
Molecular function (GO): catalytic activity
Source: RefSeq, a predicted model, not a curated record